CCCUCCCGACAUAAACUUGCACAAACAUAAACCAGAAAACGCACCGUACCAAGUUGUUUCCGAGUUGUUUCUUCGUUGUGCCGCGAAAGCAAAUGCAAAAGUUCCAAAUCCCAUUUCCAAUCUCAAGUCCUUUCAACUCUUCAACGGAUUCAAUCUGUUCUUCCUGUUUAGAUCCCAACUACAGCGCCAGCAGCACCACCGGAUAAUUCCUGCAAAAUUUCCCAAUUUUUGCAUUAUUCAUCGUCCAUUUUCCCCCUUAUUUUGUCCACUUUGAAAGUACUUGGUUCUUUUCAGUCUCAAAAAAAAAAAAAUCCUAUCUUUUUAUGGGGUUUUGAUAUAUUUCUGUCUUUCAAAUUCUGGGUAUUCCAGAUUUCACUGCAAAAACGGUUAUUCUGGUUUAUGAGCUUUUAGGGUUUUAUAAAAACCCUAACCUCCCAAAUGUUUUCUUUUGGUUUUCUAUAAAUGGGUUUUGAGUUUUUAGGGUUUGAAGUUUGUACAUUUCAUCAAUGGGUGCUUUAGCAAGUAAUCGGAAACGCGGUGGUGACGAAUAUUUCAAUUUCAAUUUCAAUCACAAAAACAAAGCCCUGUAUGCAAAUUCCCCAGAUUUUCAAUUUUCUAAAAAACCCAGAUUUUCUUUGAUGAAUCGAAGCCCAGAAAAAGCAAUUGUAUCCUCUAGCGACACCGUUUCGAGAAUCUCUCGUUACCCAGAAGCUAAGCUUCCUUUCCCUAGAGAAGUUCACGCCCCUGUUAGACACCAUAAAUUUGGGUUAUCAGUUUUAAUUCCUAAUCAGGAUUCAGUUAAAACUCAUAUGAUGGGGAAUGUUUUGAGUCGUAGAUUAAGUAACGCGAAAAGGCAAGCUUUUGAUGUUUUGAGGUACUUUAAGAAGGAAAAAGAAGUGAUUUUUGUGGAGGAUGAUGAUGAAAAAGAAAAAGAGGUGGUUUCAGAUUAUUUUAGUGUGGAAGAAGUUGAGGUUAUUGAAAAAGGGAAGAAUAAUGUGGAGGAGGAAGAGAAGAAUGUUCAGCCAUCGUCUUCAUCUGUGGUUACUGAGUUGAAUAAUGGGAGUUUGAGAGUGGAGAAUGCGUUGGAUAUGUUGUCAUUGAAUAAUGAGGUUGCUGAUGUGUCUACUUUAGAAGCUUAUAGGAAGUUGCUGGAGAGUGCAGAGAGGAGAACUCCCAAGUUGAAAGAUUUGGAUUUUCAAAUUGAGUUGAAUGAGAAGCGUAGAGCUGCACUUCAGGCAUUGCGACCGGAGCAGAAACCAGAGGAGGAGCAAGAAGAGGUGGUACCUCGUGAACCUUUUACCCCCCUUACAGAGGAGGAGAUGGCGGAGGUUUCACAUGCUUUUUCUACAAAAAACUGGAAGAAAAUAUUGGUCUCUCAUAAGAACUCAAGCAUUGAUAUUAGAGGAGAAGUUUUGCAAUGUCUGAAACCUGGGGCAUGGUUGAAUGAUGAGGUUAUUAAUCUCUAUCUUGAAUUACUCAAAGAAAGGGAAAAUAGAGAGCCAGAGAAGUUUCUCAAAUGCCAUUUCUUCAACACCUUCUUCUAUAAAAAGUUAGUAAGUCCGGAGAGUGGCUAUAAUUUUAGGGCUGUCAAGAGAUGGACUUCACAAAGGAAGUUGGGGUACUGCCUAUUUGACUGUGAUAAAAUAUUUGUCCCCAUACACAAAGACAUACAUUGGUGCUUGGCAGUUAUCAAUAACAAAGAUCAGAAGUUCCAGUAUCUUGAUUCACUAAAAGGAAGAGAUGCUAAAGUGCUGAGUUCACUGGCAAAAUACUUUGUUGAAGAAGUGAAGGACAAGACUGGAAAGGACAUAGAUGUAAGAUCUUGGGAACGAGAAUAUGUUGAAGACCUUCCUGCACAGGAGAAUGGGUUUGAUUGUGGCAUGUUUAUGUUAAAGUACAUUGACUUUUAUAGCAGAGGGUUAAGGCUUUGCUUUGACCAGGAACACAUGCCCUAUUUCCGAUUAAGGACCGCAAAAGAAAUUUUAAAAUUGAGAACAGAAUGAUUGAAAGUGUGAACACGCCGCAGCACCCAGAAACGAAUUUGCAAUUGAAACAUCUUUCGGGUAUUUUUAUUUUUAUUUUAUUUUUCUAUUUGUAUAGGUAUGCCUCCUUGUCUAGUUUGACUACUGAGAAGGCUUUUUACUAGGAAAUUGGAAUGGUGUGCAAGAGUUUGCUUUUUCUGAUCAGAAUAUUCAGGAUAAUGACUUGGCAAAAGUAUGAUCGAGUUACUUUUUAACUGUAAAUGCAAGCCAUGAGAAUGUAGGGCACAACUUUCUCAAAGAGUUUGUCUUGGAAGUAACAGGUUUUUGUUUAUA
Messenger RNA from Theobroma cacao (cacao), 2315 nucleotides. RefSeq names its product Cysteine proteinases superfamily protein (gene ESD4). Gene Ontology annotation, cellular component: nucleus. NCBI's taxonomy places the organism in Eukaryota, Viridiplantae, Streptophyta, Magnoliopsida, Malvales, Malvaceae. Gene Ontology annotation, molecular function: deSUMOylase activity. Gene Ontology annotation, biological process: protein desumoylation; proteolysis. The record is from RefSeq and is a predicted model, not a curated record.